AAUCAGACAUAUAGCGAUCCCAUUCUCCCAACAAUAUUUCUAGCAUUCUUUUCUGCCAUAAAAUCUAGCAAAUCCAAAUGGCUUCAAAAGGGCUUGACAUGUGUGUACUUCUGAUCCUUUUGAUGAUGCUUUGUCAUGGAGCCACUGCUCAAUCAGGCUGCACCAGUGCGUUAGUGGGCUUAGCCCCAUGCUUAAAUUAUGUCACAGGAAAUUCCUCAACCCCAUCAUCUUCCUGCUGCUCCCAGCUUGCUUCUGUUGUUCAAUCUCAGCCGCAGUGUCUCUGCGCAAUGCUUAAUGGCGGUGGCUCAUCACUGGGCAUUACCAUUAACCAAACCCAAGCUCUGUCACUUCCUGGAGCUUGUAAUGUGCAAACACCACCGGUUAGCCAGUGCAAUGCGGCCAAUAAUAGUCCAGCAAUUCCACCGAUAGGUUCUCCAGUGCCAUCAGAUUCUUCGGAUGAUUCUCCAAAAACUCCAAAUACACCAUCACUGCCAAGCAUUCCUGCAGGAAGCGGUUCUAAGACAGUCCCAACAGCAGGUGGCACUUCAGCUGCAAGCCUCACAAGAAUGCAACUUCACCUCACCAUAUUUAUCAUUUUCAUUGCUUCAUGUAUUUCAAAUGGCAUUAGAUUCUAAGCUUUCCUCGCAGAUUUGGAGCUUAUUCUGCUGUUUGCAGCUCUAUUAUCACUUGUAACCAUGUGCAAAUAGUGUUAUUGGAUUGUUUCUGAUGGAUUUG
Hevea brasiliensis (rubber tree) is the source of this 735-nucleotide messenger RNA. RefSeq names its product non-specific lipid transfer protein GPI-anchored 5-like. The record is from RefSeq and is a predicted model, not a curated record. Lineage: Eukaryota; Viridiplantae; Streptophyta; Magnoliopsida; Malpighiales; Euphorbiaceae. Gene Ontology annotation, molecular function: lipid binding. Gene Ontology annotation, biological process: lipid transport. The transcript is spliced from 3 exons. The coding region runs from base 78 to 635 and encodes 185 amino acids.